AUGUCUCGUUCUCAAGAUCUUCCGUCUGCUGAUUGCGGAUCUCUGUCAAGAAUUCAACGGUGGCCAUCCGGGAUCAACGGUCCCGCAGCCUACGCACCCAACACCAUCAUCCACGUCACAUAUUCCUUCACGUUCUAUUUGUAUGCCGCCCCGGCCGUGCGCAUGGCUGCCCUGCAACAGCUCCAGAUUAUCCAUGUCGCCACUCACGACUCCAUUGGCAAUGGUGAGGACGGCCCUACCCACCAAUCCAUUGAGCUGGCGGCUUUCGAGGAAGCAGCUGGUGCUUGGAUCAUUGCCAUCAGCGCCAAGAAGACCCCGAGUAUCGUCUCGACUUCACGCCAAGGGGUUCCCCAACUUGCAAACACUCGACGCGAUGGUGUCGCUUUUCGUGCCUACGUUAUUUCUGAGAAUGAGGCCGCCUUUGUGACUCUCAUCGGUGCCGGGCCGAGCUAUCCUUUGCUUUGGAGGUUGCUGAGAAGCUAA
Penicillium cinerascens is the source of this 483-nucleotide messenger RNA. RefSeq lists its product as uncharacterized. NCBI's taxonomy places the organism in Eukaryota, Fungi, Ascomycota, Eurotiomycetes, Eurotiales, Aspergillaceae. The record is from RefSeq and is a predicted model, not a curated record. Gene Ontology annotation, molecular function: transketolase activity. Gene Ontology annotation, cellular component: cytosol. Gene Ontology annotation, biological process: pentose-phosphate shunt. The transcript has 2 exons. Bases 1 to 483 code for a protein of 160 amino acids.